Anolis sagrei ordinatus is the source of this 3144-nucleotide messenger RNA. RefSeq names its product chemerin-like receptor 1. Gene Ontology annotation, biological process: chemotaxis; positive regulation of cytosolic calcium ion concentration; complement receptor mediated signaling pathway. The record is from RefSeq and is a predicted model, not a curated record. NCBI's taxonomy places the organism in Eukaryota, Metazoa, Chordata, Lepidosauria, Squamata, Anolidae. Gene Ontology annotation, molecular function: G protein-coupled receptor activity; complement receptor activity. Gene Ontology annotation, cellular component: plasma membrane.
GUGGAACUCUUGUAUGCCAAGUUACACUAUUUGUUCAUUCAGAGUGAGAAUGUCUUCUCCAACUGAGCACAGCUCCCUGGUGACUCGUGAACAUCGCUGUGGUUCCACUGGGCAGAAUUUGUGCACAUGACUGGAAAUGCCUCCUUAAAAGGCAAACCUUCCUUAACCUCGGCAUGAUCUUCUGCAUUUCUCCCAUCUGCCACACAGAAUCGAAUAACCAUCUCACCGAGUUCCUCUUUUUGUCGGGAGCUAAUCUUCCUUUGGACAGAAAUCAAGAUCUCAUCUGGGUAAAAGCGGCAAGAAGCAACCGAGACAUCUUUCAGUUUCCCAGGAAAGGACACUGGUGAAAGACACGAGAGAGCUUGAUCGUUGUGUUGCGUCUGGCAGGUACAAUCAUGGAGUUUAACACCACUACCUUGUGGUCCAGCAAUGCACCUUUGUUGCUUUCUUCUAAACCCAAAACAAAUGUGAGCAAUGUCGUGGACAUGAUCCAAGUCUUCCUCUAUGGAUUGGUUUUCCUACUUGGUUCCUUCGGCAAUGGAGUUGUGAUGUGGAUCACCUUUCGCCAGGUCUCACGCACCGUCAAUUGUGUCUGGUACUUCAACUUGGCCUUGGCUGACUUCCUGUUCUCAGUGACCCGCAUCGUGCCACUGCUCAAGAAUGCUUUUUAUGAAGGAUGGCCCUUUGGAAACUUCUUGUGUCGAGCAACCAGUUUCGUCAAGUACCUUAAUAUGUUCUGCAGCGUCUUCCUCUUGGCUGCUAUCAGUUUGGACCGGGCAGCUUCUGUGGUCUACCCGGUUUGGUCCAGAAACCGCCGCGGGCCACGCUUGGCAUGGUUGGCUGCCAUCUGUGCCUGGUUCAUUGCUGUGACCACCAGCCUCCCAUUCUACCUUUAUCGAAAGGUUGUGAUUGACAAGAGCAACAAGACCAAAUGCUCCCUCACGUUGGGAGAUGGAGAAGCAGAAAAACUGGUUCCUUAUCUGCUGAGGUUUGUGUGUGGGUUCCUGGCUCCUUUUGUCAUCAUUGUGGUUUGCUAUGGGGCCAUUGCUGUGCAACUGAGGCGACGGCAAGCCACCUUCCGCUCCAAGAAGCCCUUCAAGGUCAUCCUGGCCAUUGUGGUUACCUUCUUCCUCUGCUGGGCACCAUACCAUCUCUUCCUUCUCCUCAAACUGGGAGGAGUGAAGAGCCAGGCAGUUUCCAUCGGGCUUCCUCUCACUUCUUGUCUGGCUUACCUCAAUAGCUGUGCUAAUCCCAUUCUUUAUUUCUUCAUGGGCCUGGAUUUCCACAGGAAGUGUUUUAACCUACCAGGGGCCUUCAGGAGAGCCUUACUCGAAGACAGUACAUAUUCCACUAGGAAGCCCAGCAAAUUUACAAAAGAAGGUGCUUCUUCUAUUGAUGAGCUGGAGGACUCCACAGUGAUCCAUAAUGUGGUCUGAAGAAUCCCAAGGUCAUAGAGGCCUUUUGGGUGAUAAGAUCCAUGUGCAAUUGUGACUGAAAUUGUGUUUUAACCAACACAAUCCUUUCCUGACCCAUGACAUUUUGGGCUGUGCUUUUCUCCCAUUCCUAAAUCUGAAGGGACAUUGCAUUUGAUCCACAAUGGGGACAUUUUUGAACCACGGAUAAUGGUUAAAGCUAACGCUAGUACCAGACAGGCGCAGUCCUAUCAUGCUUUGGUCCCAAUGACUGGUGAGAUGUUUUCCCUCCUAACCCAACUACCAUUGUUUUGGCCUUUGAGAGAGAAAACACAACCAACAUUUGCUGGACUUCAUCCCUUUCCAAAAUGCCACCCUCUUUCCUUUUGUUUCACAAGUCUGAGGGCAGGGAACUAUCAAACUAAUGAUUUAGAAACUGCCCUGGCAACUGAAGGACUGGUUGUAAAUAUAUAAAUAACAGUAUGCAACAUGAUUUUUGUUCCUGCAUUCUAAAUUAGGUAUAUCAUAAAACAUCAAAAAAGUUUAUUAAAUUGCAAAAACUUUGUUUUUGCAGGACAUCCUGCAGCACAUUUCGCUAUAGUUUUCAAUUAAUGUGGAACCCCCGGUGAUGCAGCAGGUUAAACCGCUGAGCUGCUGAACUUGCUGACUGAAAGGUCAUUGUUUCAAAUCUGGGAAUUGGGGUGAGCUCCUGCUGUUAGCCCCAGCUACUGCCAACCUAACAGUUCAAAAACAUGCAAAUGUGGGUAGAUGAAAAGGUACCGCUCCAGCGGGAAGGUAAUGGCACUCCAUGCAGACAUGCCAGCCACAUGACCUUGGAGGUGUCUCUGGACAAUGCCAGCUCUUCAGCUUAGAAAUGAGCACCACUCCUAGAGUCGGACAUGACUAGACAUAAUGUAAGGGGAAACCUUUAUCUUUACCUUUCAAUUAAUAUCUCAAUGAGUCUCAAUCAAUUCAAUAUAGUUUGUGGCAGCCACAAAGGCAAAGUUUCUGAAGUAUAACAACUACUUUCAAAGUAAGUACCGCACAAUUAAACAGAAAAUAACAUUUUCAAACAAGAAACAGAAUUUUUUCCCCAAAUUUUGUUGCAUUGUGUAAUCUUAGGAUGGGGACAAGGAAAGUUGGGCAGGAUAUACCUCUUCCUGUCACCUGCUCUAACAGUGAAUGAAAAGGUGAGGAGACUAUAGAAUACAGCUUGAGGAAUGCAUUGAGAACAAAGAGGAAGGAGUUUCCCAAGUUCAUCUUCCCAAAACUGGAAAGCCAAGACUGUUGAAAUCCAUAUGGGAAUGUUCUUGGAUUGCCCCAUUCUCCUGUUCCCUUGAUCUGUGAGACAUUCCAGGACUGGGAUUUAUCUGGGUUUGGUUGCCUUUGGCUAAUUGGACCAGUGACAGAAAGUGUUUUUGUAAUAUAUGCUUAAUUUACAAAUAUAUAGGCAGAACAUAAUUGGAAGGUAAACAUCAUUCUCGCUUCCUCCCUCACACAGAGAAACAAACACACAGAUACCUUCCAGUUACCCUCCCUAGCUUUCACUGGCCAUUUCCUUAAAAUUAUUUUAAAUUAUCUCCUAAAGUAGUCCAGUUCAGUAUUUACAGAUUUACUGGUGUAAGUGGUGAUGUGUUAUUUCAUGGUGGUAACACAAUAUUUUCGCAUCCCAAAAUAUUCCAAGGAGAUUGUUUGCCAUAGAAAUAUGUGUGUUUUUUCUGCAUAAAAUAUU